AUGGCCACAACCGAGCACUACUCCUCCAAAGAGGAAGCAGCCCGCAUCUUCCAGUACCUCGUCGGCGUCCUGGACCCCGUCUCCCUGCCACCCGAGGUCGCCCGUCGGCAGAGCAAAAUCUCCUUCACCGCCGCCCGCGACGCACCCUACUUUCCGAUUCCGUUCAAGGAGACGGAAGCCACGGCCGCCCUCAAGGCGGUCGAGGGCACCGUGGCCGCGCUGCUCGCCGAGACUAGCAGUAGUAGCGACGCGAGCGCUGUAGCGGCAUCCGACGCCCGCGUGCACGUCGAUUUGGAGAAGACAACGGCCUUUUUGUUCCAGGCGUACCUUGCGCGGGUGGGCGGCCUGGGCAAGCUGGACAAGCAGGUGAAAGGGCUGCUCAAAGAUACGGAUUUGCUGCAAGCGCAGUCGGACCCGUACAGGCGCAUGUCGGCGAGUUUGUACAGGACAAAGGAGCGCGGCGAGUACUACCACAUUCACGGCUCGCUCGAGGCGUCGACGACGCUCAAUAUGAUUGGCUUGGCUUCUCACCGUCCGGACCUGAAGACGCAUGAAGAAAUCGCCAAUGUGAUUGAAGGAGCUGUCGAGAAAUUCACCGUCGACGAAUUGGAGGCCUUGAACAAGGAGAAUCGGCAGGCUGGCGUAAAGGCGUUCAAGCACGCCGACUUUAUCAACACUCCACACGGCAAAACCAACAUGGCAUUACCUCCGUGGUCCGUCGAGAGCCUCGAGUCAGCAACCCCCAAGACCCCCCUACCCCGAACACAAAGCGACCGCCUCCUGUCCGGCAUCAAAGUGCUCGAGCUCUGCCGCAUCAUCGCCGGGCCCAUCAUCACGCGGAUCCUCGGCGAGUACGGCGCCGACGUGCUCAAGGUGACGAGCCCGCACCUCAGCGACGUGCCCUUUUUUCAGGUCGACGGCAACAUGGGCAAGCACGCGACCGAGCUGGAUCUCAAAACCCCGGACGGCAGGGCCCGCUUCGAGGCGCUGCUCGACGACGUCGACGUCGUCGUCGACGGGUACCGCCCCGGCGCGCUGGAAAAACUCGGCUACGGCCCGCGGCAGCUCGCAGCACGGGCGGCGAAACGCGGCAAGGGAGUCGUGUACGUGAGCGAAAACUGCUUUGGCUAUCACGGCGAGUGGGCGGACCGGCCCGGCUGGCAGCAAAUUGCCGACUGCGUAACCGGCAUCGCGUGGGCGCAAGGCCUCUUUCUCGGGCUCGCCGAGCCCGUCGUGCCGCCGUUCCCGCUGUCCGACUACGGCACCGGGUGCGCGGGCGCCGUCGCCGCGCUCGUCGGGCUCUACCACCGCGCCACGCGCGGCGGCUCCUGGCACGGCCGGGCGUCGCUGCUCCACUACGACCUGCUGCUGUUCAAGGUCGGCGCGCUGCCGGCCGGCGUCCAGGACGCGCUGCGCGGCGCCGUCAGCGACGAGGUGCGCGCACUGCGCCACGCGCACAGCGUGGACCACGUCUCGGGCACGACGCUGCGGUGGAUGCGCGACGCGUUUCCGGACUUCGUGGACAAUCCGAAAUACCUGGACCGCUGGUACGCGGCGGCGUACGGGACAGAGGUGGCGGCGGUCCGGCCAGUGGUGGAGAUUGACGGGCUGGAGAUAAGCUUUCAGAGAGCGAGCAGGCCGAAUGGUGCGGAUGCGCCGACGUGGGACUUUGGCGUGGAGCAGGAUUAUAGACGGUAA
This is a messenger RNA of Cordyceps militaris CM01, 1698 nucleotides long. RefSeq names its product CAIB/BAIF family enzyme. The coding region runs from base 1 to 1698 and encodes 565 amino acids. The record is from RefSeq and is a predicted model, not a curated record. Gene Ontology annotation, molecular function: catalytic activity. NCBI's taxonomy places the organism in Eukaryota, Fungi, Ascomycota, Sordariomycetes, Hypocreales, Cordycipitaceae. The transcript is spliced from 4 exons.